This is a messenger RNA of Recurvomyces mirabilis, 261 nucleotides long. RefSeq names its product 40S ribosomal protein S21 (gene RPS21). Gene Ontology annotation, molecular function: structural constituent of ribosome. Bases 1 to 261 code for a protein of 86 amino acids. Gene Ontology annotation, biological process: translation; endonucleolytic cleavage in ITS1 to separate SSU-rRNA from 5.8S rRNA and LSU-rRNA from tricistronic rRNA transcript (SSU-rRNA, 5.8S rRNA, LSU-rRNA); endonucleolytic cleavage to generate mature 3'-end of SSU-rRNA from (SSU-rRNA, 5.8S rRNA, LSU-rRNA). The transcript is spliced from 2 exons. The record is from RefSeq and is a predicted model, not a curated record. Lineage: Eukaryota; Fungi; Ascomycota; Dothideomycetes; Mycosphaerellales; Teratosphaeriaceae. Gene Ontology annotation, cellular component: cytosolic small ribosomal subunit; ribosome.
AUGGAGAACGAACGCGGCGACCUCGUCGACCUCUACGUCCCCCGCAAAUGCAGCGCAACAAACCGCAUCAUCAAAGCCAAAGACCACGCCUCUGUUCAACUCUCCGUCGGCAAAGUGGAUGAGAAUGGGCGUUAUACUGGGGAGAACCAGGUUUACGCGCUGUGUGGGUUCGUGCGCGCCAUGGGGGAGUCGGAUGAUUGUGUGAAUCGGUUGACGCAGAGGGAUGGGUUUUUGAAGGGGGUUUGGAGUGGGAGUCGGUAG